Molecule: messenger RNA, 954 nt
Organism: Cyclopterus lumpus (lumpfish)
Lineage: Eukaryota; Metazoa; Chordata; Actinopteri; Perciformes; Cyclopteridae
Gene: emc6
Product: ER membrane protein complex subunit 6
Exons: 2
Coding region: 238-570 (110 amino acids)
Biological process (GO): protein folding in endoplasmic reticulum; autophagosome assembly
Cellular component (GO): endoplasmic reticulum; EMC complex; membrane
Source: RefSeq, a predicted model, not a curated record
UGUCCCACAAUGCAGUGCGAAUGAACAUGGCCGAAUCUUGUCUAGGUGUGUUAUCCAAACAAGAAUGAAUGUGCUGUUUCCGUGACCUAUCAGCUCACAUUCCUGAAAGACAAUCCACCAUCCAGUCCUGUGAAGUUAUUCUGGCAUAUUAUGGUCUGGUAGCUGCGCUGUGAGGAGCCAACGAGUCCCUGCGUGUAUUUCCGGAGAAUCUUCCUGUGACAGCUGACCUGAGCCAAGAUGGCAGGAGUUGUAGCAAAGCGUGAGGGACCACAGUUCAUCAGUGAAGUGUCUGUGAGGGGCAACGCCGCCGUGCUGGACUACUGCCGAACCUCUUUGUCCGCUCUGUCCGGAGCAACAGCCGGCAUCCUCGGGCUGACUGGACUUUAUGGCUUCAUUUUUUAUUUAAUCUCUGCUUUCCUCCUCUCCCUGCUGCUUAUUCUCAAGGCCGGACGGCGAUGGAACAAAUGCUUUAAAUCGCGGCGGCUGCUCUUCACCGGGGGCCUUGUCGGAGGUCUUUUCACUUACGUCCUGUUCUGGACUUUCCUCUACGGAAUGGUGCAUGUGUACUAGAAUGAUCUAUGAAGAAUAACCUUAAAUUAGCCCUAACACUAUUGUCUGCCCUGCUGUUUGUAGAUAAGCCAUUACUAAAAGACUUCAAUUUGUAACUGUUAAAUUAAUCAGAGGAUGUGUCUAUAAUUAUAGGUUGCAAAAUUAACCGUUCUUAUCUUUCCUACGCCAUUGACUGACUUUAUUCAACCUGUAACUCCUGCUCUGUGCUCCAGGUCAUCCGUACCAGGAUAAGAGCCUGGUUAUAAUAAUGUAGGCUGUAGUGUAACAUAGAUCAAAACUGAUUACAUUCAAGAUGUAAGCACUUUUCUUUACAUUUCAUGUACAAUAUCAGUUCAAUAACAAAUCUGAUUACCGAUUGGAAUAAAUACCUCUGUGCAACUUGUG